AAAAGUUUCUUACCAUUCGUUGGCCUUACUUUUGUAUUGUAUCAUAAAACCAAUAUGGUUAUUUGUGGUAGUUCCCUCAGUUAUUGAUAUCCUGUUACAGUUAUGUCAGGUUUCUACCUAGUUAGGUAAUGCAAUUCUGUUAAUAAACUGUCCAAGCAAGCAAGAGAAAGCUAUGGAAGACAUUAAAAUAUUGGAUGGGGGGCUGUGCACCGAUCUUUUUAUCAAUGGUGGUUUUGUACGAGCUGAAGUAAAUAAAGAUCCGCUUUGGUCGGCCCGUGUUCUUUAUGAGAAACCAGAGGAAAUUAUGAAGGCUCAUUUGAGAUUUAUCAAAGCGGGCAGUGAUGUGGUGAGCACGUGUAGCUACCAAGCCAGUGUACAAGGUUACAUGGAACAUGCCCAAGUUACCAAAGAGAAAGCAGAAAAGAUCAUUGGUUCAAGUGUUGAUGUUGCAAAGCAAGCUGUGCAAGAAAGUGGACGCCGAGUGUUGGUUGCUGGAUCCAUAAGCCCAUAUGGUGCUAUCCUGCAUGAUAUGUCAGAAUAUACUGGAUCAUAUAUUGAUACCACAUCAGAACAGCAACUUUCUGAUUUUCACAAAACAAAUAUUCGAAUCCUUGCAUCAAAAGGAGUUGAUUUGUUUGCGUUUGAAACUCUUCCUUCCCUGAAAGAAGCUUUGGUUCUUGCUGAAAUUCUGAGAGAGUAUCCUACUUUAAAAGCAUGGGUGUCAUUUUCAAACAAGAACGGCACUCACACAUGCUAUGGUGAACCUUUUGAAGAAGUAUUUAAAGCUCUCGGCAAUUACCACCAGAUCAUAGCAAUUGGUUUAAAUUGUUGCAAGUCUGAAACCAUUUCAUCUUUCAUUCAAUUGGCUCAUGGGAAUUUGGCAAAGCAUCAAAGACUUAUUAUUUAUCCUAAUAAUUGUGCUGGAGGCAAUGUGAACUCAAGUGAGGCUCCCUUGGAAUGGUUACCCAAAGUUAAAACCUGGUUGGAAUCCAAUUUGAUUGGUUGGAUUGGUGGGUGUUGUAUGACAUCACCGUUUCAGAUUGGUCAAAUUAAACAAGCUGUUAUGGAAUGGCAGUGUGAGAAAAAGUAGCCUGAUUGGUUUAAAGGUGGUUUAUUUAUUAAAUGUCUUCAAUGGGUGUUAAUUUUAGUUGAUUAAGUAUAAUUCAUGCGUACAUGUUACAAACUGCUUAAACGUACUGUGCCUAUUAUACGGUGAGGUUGUGGCAUGCACAACGGCGUUCCUAGGCCGUUUAAAGGUGGCUGUACACAGUAUCUCAAAUUCGUCCGUUUUGUCCGGAUUUCGCUGCCGCAUGCGGAACUCGAGAAUGGGUUUGCAUACGACUUAGCAAGCGAAUUCGCAUACCCAAUACUGUGUACAGCCACCUUAAGCGACAAUUUUAUCUACCGCAAAAAGUUCAAGCCAUUUAUGUUUGUCGUUUCUUCGUUAUUGUGCUGCACCAGUGUUUCAUCGUGUACUGCGCUCUUACUAUAUGUUCUUAUAUGUCGCUGCUUUCGUCUUCCAAAGUCUCUUCACCCACUAUCGCUACAGUAACUGCUACGCACCGAUUCCACAUUUUGAAAUUCCCCGACGUUGGGCUGCAACGGCUUUAACUCCAUUCGAUGGUUUGCAGCGCUGACGUCCGCUUUCAUCGCCACGUUAGUUGGUUUAGGCGACGGGUCGGACUGAACAACUAUGCACGGUUUGUUUACGGAAUAAGCUCUGUUAUUGGUUGCUACGACAGAAGGCACAGAGUUGUUAAUUUGGAAAAUUUUGUCUCGUUUUUCUUGCUUCAUGCACCUUGAAAUAAAAGC
Messenger RNA from Ciona intestinalis (vase tunicate), 1812 nucleotides. RefSeq lists its product as uncharacterized. Gene Ontology annotation, biological process: S-methylmethionine cycle. NCBI's taxonomy places the organism in Eukaryota, Metazoa, Chordata, Ascidiacea, Phlebobranchia, Cionidae. Gene Ontology annotation, molecular function: S-adenosylmethionine-homocysteine S-methyltransferase activity; zinc ion binding. The record is from RefSeq and is a predicted model, not a curated record.